GUUUGGAGGAGAAGUUUGUGUUGCUUCGACAAACUUCAGACACCAUACUGUAGAUGCGCGGAACACAGCUGACCGUUAACUCUUUUUCUGCCCCCUAUUUUCCGCUGGUAUCAACUUUACAUUAUAUUACCUUUCGUACAAGUAAUUUUUUUUGGCUAGAAAUAAUAACGUAGGUUACAAAUCCCGACCAAAGCUCGCUCUUGGAGCUGAAUUUUAUGCUCCGUUCACGGAACUUCAAUUACAUCUUGGUUCCGCGGGCCAACCGUCGCUUCUAUGUUUUAUUUCAGUUUUGUUUCCGGUAGUUAAUACAUGGAGACCGUCUGUUCCGUCGAUUGCCUCGCAUGUUCGCAUCCUACGUCGGUCGGUUUCGUAUGAACCGUUGCGAGACAGCGACGUAGGGUCGGAGGCUCCGCGAGCGGAGCCAGACUUUAUGAUGGGGAUGCCCAAGGGAGGACGUCUGUUCCUGGCGACGUGCCUCUGCUCGUUCUUCGUUCUUGUUCUUUACUUCCAGAGCAUCACUAAACCAGAACCGGCUUUGAAGACUAGCAGCAGACCUGGGAAAAGUAGAAGAAGUCCUUUGCAGACCCUUUACAAAGGAGACCAGAAGCAGCUGAAGCUGUCGGCAGCUCAGAAGUCCCUCCAAGGCCGCAGGAAGGUGUUGGAGCAGGCAUGUCUGAGCCACACGAAGAAGCGCCGGGUGCUUUCGCCAGAGGAUCUCAAACACCUCAUUGUGGACGACAAACACGGCCUUAUUUACUGCUACGUACCCAAGGUAGCCUGCACCAACUGGAAGCGUGUGCUGAUGGUCCUCUCCAGCAACGGCCGUUACUCUGACCCCCUCGCCAUCCCUGCUAACGAGGCCCAUGUGGCAGGUAACCUCCGCACGCUCUCUGACUUCUCCGUGACAGAGAUAAACCAGCGCCUCCGCAGUUACCUCAAGUUCAUUUUUGUACGGGAGCCCUUCGAGCGCCUCGUAUCAGCCUACCGCAACAAGUUCACACGUAACUACAACACCGCCUUCCACAAGCGCUACGGAACCAAGAUCAUCCGCCGGCACCGGGCCAACCCUCAACCGGAAGCCCUGGAGAAAGGAAACGACGUCUCCUUCCGAGAGUUCAUCCAGUAUCUGGUGGACCCCCAGACACAGCGGGAGGAGCCUUUCAACGAGCACUGGGAGCGGGUGCACUCCCUCUGCCACCCAUGUCUGAUCCACUACGAUGUGGUGGGGAAGUACGAAACUCUGGAGCCUGAUGCUCACGCCGUGCUAAGGCUAGCGGGGGUGGAGGGUAAAGUUCAGUUCCCAACGUCUAGCAAGAGCACCAGGACCGAUGGCAACAUGGCAGCGCGCUUCUUUAAGCACAUCAACCCCUUUUAUCAGAAGAAACUGUUCAAUCUCUACCGCAUGGACUUCUUACUCUUUAACUACACCACACCGGAGUAUCUGAGGACUCGAUGACUAACAGAGACGAGAGGAUCCCACGUUCCAUCCACACUUUAGAGUGAUGAUUAGUUUGCACGUUCCGGUUCCUGUUGAAACGACUGAUUCCUAUCUACAGAGCCCCUAAAGGCACAUAGAAGAAAUAAAGAAACAUUCUCAUGUGUACAAGAUACUUUAUCUUUAUUUCUUCUAUGUCCCUUUAGGGGCUCUGUAGAUUCCUACCUGUUGGCGGAAACAAACUCGUCUCUCAGACAGACAGUUUCCAGACUGAUGUAGGUGAAUCACGAACUCUUACAAAGAGGUUGCUAUUUUUUUGUGACCGUUUGAUUUGACUCCAGUUGUCAUUGAGCCGGUGAAAAGCGCCUCACCAGUGUUCCUGCUGUGCCCACUACAGUGAUAAUCCUCUUGUAGUUUUCCUCUUCUAGGAGAAUCAAUGAGCCAUAAAUGAAAGCCAGUGUUUUCCAGAGGAGCCGGUUCUCCUCUUUAGCUGGCGAUUGUGCUGAGUGUGAAGUUUUCCUCGGAUUGUUUCCGAGCCGUUACGGAAAGCCUUAAUUUAUGUACGUAUGUCAGCACAGAGUAUUUAUUGUCGUGUGAAGCGAGGUGUGAAAAUAAUUUAAAUAAAAGAACAAGAGGUUGUUUUUUUUUUUUUUUACCGAAUGUUAGAGAUCAGAUUAAGAAAAUGUUUUGGGCAUCUGAUAAUCUUCAGUUCAGUGAAACUCUCUACCCAGCAUCUUUCCCUGCCCGUAUUUAGCUCUGGGACUCUGGAGCUGAACAAACAAGCGCAUAGCUGUGGUCACGGCGGGGUCCGGCCCAGCGCUCCCCCGGUCAGAGCCGCCCUUGUUAGAGGCAGCAUCGGCAGACGAAGGGUUAAAUCCACCUACAGCCCUCUGCACUGCAGCGCCUUGUUUCAGCAAAAACGCCUUGGAAUUUCUGGAGGAAUAAUUUGGAGCUUACUAUAGGAAAACAGCUUCUUAAUGGACUUUACUGUCUUCUGCACCCAAAAGAGGAAACUUUGACACAUUUUGUAGCUUUUUCAGGGUCUGUAGGUUGGAUUUUUUGCACAUUAAAAAAGAAAAGAGUCUAAGUGUUUAACAAGUACAGUCAUCUGUCAUUGAGUUGCAUUGUGGGUAGUGUAGGCCCAAAGAAUCUGGAGAUUUUUGUUCUUUCUUGCUUCAUCUGCUGGACCUCAACUUUACCUUUAAGAAAAGUGUUAUUGUUGUAUCAUUUGUUCUGAAAAACAAUUAAAGAACUGAAAGGUCUAGUGUGUAGGAUGAUGCCCUGUCUAUUCACAAGUGCAGGAAGUUAAAAAUGUUAAAGCAUAAAGCAUUUCAGUUUUUCUGUGCUAUUACAGCAACACAUACAAUAGAUGUUGCCAUAAGAGGAAGUGAGAGAUCAGCGUUGCUAUCAGUGUUGUUCUGUUGCUGCUUUUAGAACCAGCUCCUGACAGAGAAUCUCCUUGAUGCAACUCCCCUUAAAACUGUUGGUAACUUUCUGUAGUGUAGACAGUCCCUCCAGGAUUUUGCUUUUUUUUUUUUUUUUGCAGUCACUGAUUUUGUAGUUCUUCUUAAGAAAUAUUUGCAAAUUUCUUCCAAAAUCUAAAUAUAGAAGAAAAAAAAUGUUUUUUUCUUUGAAUAACAUAAAUAGCUUGAUUUUUGUUAUUCGCCACAUCGAUCACGGUCAGAAACCGACUUCAGUAAGGCUGUGGCAGCAGUGUAGUAGAAGUAAGAAAUACUGCCACCUGCAGGUGGGAGUUAGCAUCACUUAACCCAAUGUUUUUGACCAUUUUUACAAAAAAAAAAAAUGCAACAAAUUCACAGUUACGCAUUGGUGACAUUAACAGCCAAUUUCAGUGCAGCAGGUUUGCUUUUGAGUAAAAUUGACAGGAUAGAGGUGAAAAAAUCAAAACACCUGGUUAUUUAAAGACAAAAAUUUCUGUUGCUGCCAACAUUUUAAAUUGUAAGAAGAUUUUAUGAUGCCUGUCAUAAUUUUGCCCAAAUUAAAAAUAGAAAGUAUCCGUCUUGUUUGUGAAAGUCAGCUGACAGUGUCUGUUCUCAUCAUUUCCCCACAUUAAUAUUAAAACAAGUAGCAAAUAAUUAAGUUUAUAAAUGUCAGUGUUUUUGUUGUCGGGUCUUAAAUUAGGCAGAAUAAAAGUAAAUUUUACUCUGCAGUAUGAGGAGCUGUUUCAUUCAAAAUGAAAUACUAUUAAUUAAUAGCAGUAUUAAUUAACAAUUAAUAAAUACUCCACCAAAGAAAUAAAUGUUCCCACUGAACAAAAACAUAAUAGAUAUUUUAAAGAAUAUGUAUUUUUAAUGGGGAGCGCUUUUGUCAAUCAAUUUUUAUUUAUUUCAUAAUUGUGUUUUAUUCUGUGAUACUUUAUGUGAAGUCACUGUGAACAGAGAAAACUCCGCCUCCUAAUUUGAAAAUAUGAGCAUUAGAUAAAAAGAGCCUGAAAUAUAAGUCCAUGAAAUACAUAAAGUAGCUUUAUAAAAUAAAACCAUCAGAGAAAAGCACUAUGAUUAAUAAGUAAAUCCCAAAGUUCAUAAAUCUUGAAAUAAAUACACACAUAAUAAAAUAAAAUAAGCUACCUAUUUUUUAAAAAAUUAAUCACGAUAUUUAGCUGAUGGAAUAUUUAUUAAUUAUUUAAUAACAGUAUUUAUUUAUUUCAUUUUGAAUGAAACAGCUCUCCAUAAACUUAACAAAUUACAAUCAUUUUUAUUAAAAACGUCAGUGGCAUGGUAACGGUCCAAUCAACACUCAGCAUCCCAUAAUGUCAACACUGUAAACACUGACAGCAAAUAAAAAGUCUCACUCAGAUUCAAACAGACUCAUCUUGGCGUUUUAAUGUCUUCUGGUGUGUUUGUGUUCUUUUUAUAUUCAAAUGUUCUGUGAUGCACAUCAUGAGGUUUGGUUAUCAUUAGACUUGAAAAGUCUGAAAUUUACACAACUUGGAGGAAGCAGACCUGAAUGUGUUAGAGGAACUGUGUGUGGGUGUGUGUGUGUUUUAACUUGGGAACACUGAGGAAUUCCCCAGAGGGAGUAAAUGGAGAGAAGAAUGUUCGGGUUUCCCUCCUGAACCGUUUCAGUGUUACAUGGUGGUGCUCAGUUAAUGUAACUGAGUGAAAAUAAUGAACGGAAAUCCAGGAGGAUAACACAUUUUAACACAAGAAAAGAUGCUUUUCACACAGUUUUUCACAUUUGUCACCUUCAGGUUGGUUUCCAUCACAUUUAACUUGGUUAAAAAAAAACAACAACAAAACAUAGAUAUUUAUUUGGCCCAGAAAAAUCCCCUGCUAGUCAUUUUACUGUUACUGGGACUUUGUGGAGGGAGAGUGCCAAGCAUUUGAAUAUGACUGAAAUAAUCUGUUCACGGUGGAUAUUUUUUGUUAACUUUGACUGUAAUUGAUUUUGAACCUAUUUCAUUUGCAAAGAAGGAGUAAAUCAUCCAGUUAAAGUAAA
Messenger RNA from Xiphophorus hellerii (green swordtail), 4894 nucleotides. Its product is annotated as carbohydrate sulfotransferase 11-like. The coding region runs from base 431 to 1456 and encodes 341 amino acids. Gene Ontology annotation, molecular function: sulfotransferase activity. Lineage: Eukaryota; Metazoa; Chordata; Actinopteri; Cyprinodontiformes; Poeciliidae. The record is from RefSeq and is a predicted model, not a curated record. Gene Ontology annotation, biological process: proteoglycan biosynthetic process; carbohydrate biosynthetic process. The transcript has 4 exons. Gene Ontology annotation, cellular component: membrane.